CUCUCUCUCCUCUCCCUCUCUCUCUUCUCCUCGCGGUGCUGGGAGCGAGGCGGCGGCGGCGCUUCUUCUCCGGCGCCUUGCCGCCGUGUGCGUCCUCGCGGUGCUGUGCUCCCCCGCCGCCGUGGUGGAGGUGUCGGCGCGGAGGAUUGGGGAGACGUGCGGCGGCGGCGUAGAUCCGGGGAGCCAGACCAGCGCGGCGCGGGCCUCCUCGCCGCUGAGGCGCACGGCGAGCUCGCGGCUGCCGGCGCGGAGGCUGGCGGCGCGCGCGCGGAGCUCCUCCAGGUGCCUCCCGCAGCCGGAGUAACCAGUGAAAGCUACUAGCUGCCGCGGUCGGAUCUCUGAGCUUUCGCUCGCCGUCGGUGAAGGAGAAGGCGACGGGGACGGGCUCGGCCACAGCGGCGCACCACCAAGCUGGUUGCCGUAGUUGUGCAAGGUGAAGGCCGCCGCCGGGCUGUCGAGGCGAUGAGCCGCCUGCCGGUGCUGCCGGUGCAGACGCACGCUCGCCUGCAUCCUUUCGAGCGCCGACGAGGCGAAGUAGCUGUGCUGCCAGGCUGGGCUCGUGAGAAGCUGGAGGCGCGUCUCCGCCCUCGGGCGCCGGCCACCGCCGAGCAGGCGCCGCUUGAGCUUGGUGUUCCAGUGGUUCUUGACGUCGUUGUCCAGCAGGAGCAGGUGAACAGGAUCCAGCAGGACAUGAACCUCGGCGGCGGCGGCGGGCAGCAGCCUCGUGUCGUCGUCGACGGCUCCGACGCUCACCAAGCUCGAGGAGCUCAGGGCCUACCUGCACCACCUCCAAUCGGAGAAGGAGAGCCGCACCAGGAAGGUUGCGGAGCUCAUGAGCUUGUUGCAGUCUUCGUCCUUGGUGCUCGGCAUGGAUCCCAGGGAGAUCACCGCCGCCCGCCGCGGCGACGAGCAUGCCGGCGACUUCAGCGACGCCGCGAUCGCGAGGCUGGCGUCGGAGAUCGAGAGGCUGAGGGAGAUCAAACGGAGCCGGAUUGAGAAGCUGCAGGACCUGGUGGCGAGCAUGCUGGAGCUGUGGAACCUGAUGGACACGCCGGCGGAGGAGCAGCGGCGGUUCCAGGGCGUCGCCUGCAACAUCGCCGCGUCGGAGGACGAGAUCCCCGACGGUCUCCGGGACGGCGUCGGAGGAGUGGCGGCGGCGCGCUGGGGAGGAGGGCCGGCGGCGCGCUGGCGUCUGGCGGGCGGCGUGGGGGCGUCGGGGCGGCGGCGAGCGAGCGGGAGAGAGACGGGAGCGCGUCGGGAGAGAAGACAGGAGAGAGACGGGGCCCACUGGUCAGAUGGAUAGAGGCCCUAUUUAGUCAGUUGGGCUGGAGCACACCUCUCAUUUGGCCCUCUAAAUUUUUAAAACUGGCCCUCAAAAUGAAAUAUAGAGGCCCAUUUUUAAUCAGUCCACUGGAGUUGCUCUGAUG
Molecule: messenger RNA, 1427 nt
Organism: Panicum virgatum (switchgrass)
Lineage: Eukaryota; Viridiplantae; Streptophyta; Magnoliopsida; Poales; Poaceae
Product: 65-kDa microtubule-associated protein 3-like
Exons: 2
Coding region: 833-1303 (156 amino acids)
Biological process (GO): microtubule cytoskeleton organization
Cellular component (GO): cytoplasm; spindle
Molecular function (GO): microtubule binding
Source: RefSeq, a predicted model, not a curated record